CAGAUUUCUGUCAGUUGAUUAUUUUUUUAGAAUUAAUUUUUUUUGAUUAUUCUUAUUUUUAUUACUUUUAAUUCUAUUUUUAGUUCGUAUGCGCUCGGUAUUUUGAUGUUGUAUGUUCCUCGCGUGUCAAUUGCCAAAGAUCUUAGCGCCAAAGGCAUGAGAUGCUCUUAAUAGCUAAUUAAACAUACAGACAUUCAUACAUACAUAGCGAAGCAGCAGUAUCCAGUUUUCCUUAUUGCACAGAAUCUAGCUUAAAUUUCUCCACAUCAGCAACAGCGUACAGCGAGGAUGAUGCAGAAUAUGCUACCGGAAGACGUAAUAAAACUUCGAGGCAAGAUCCUUUGUCGCAUCGCAUCAUUGAGAAGCGUAGACGCGAUCGCAUGAACUCCUGUCUGGCUGAUCUCUCACGUCUCAUUCCGCCGCAGUAUCAACGUAAGGGGCGUGGUCGCAUAGAGAAGACCGAGAUUAUCGAAAUGGCCAUCCGGCACCUAAAGCAUUUGCAAAACGAGUGCAUACAGAAGGAGAAUGAGUAUCGCAUGGGCUACACCGACUGCAUGAAGGAGGCCGCCAAGUUUCUAUACGAAAGCCACAUGGAGGAGUUUUGCUAUCGCUUGGUGGCGCGCCUGCAAGAGCAUUGCGUAGAGCUAAUGAAAAAUGACUGCUACAAGUCGCGCAACUGUCAUAUACCCGACAACGUGAGCGCCUCAAGCGGCAGUCCACAUCAAGCGUAUCAUACGGCGCCGCCGCUGUGUCAAUUGCGUGACUUGCUAGGCAACUCGGACAUCGAGCAGAGCAACGAUCACAACGAUGUAAAGGACUUGAGUUUCCGCAAUCAUUUGAAUCAAUUGCAACGUAAUGUCGCUGUCGCAGCGGCAGCUGCCGCGGUCGCCAACAGCACAAGCACUAGCGUUGUACAUGAGCACAAUGGCAACGGCAGCCAGAACAAUGCGCCCAGCAAGUGUACCACGCUAUCGACGGGCGCGUCAUUGAGUAAUGCCACCAGCACGACGGCGGCAAUAUCUAACGGUGGCAGUGCGGUAGUGGUGGUGGGUGGCGCGCCAGCGGAUACUUCACCGCAGCGUCCGCAUCAGGCGCCGGUUAUAACUUCUACCGGGCCGGCGACUUUAAAUCACCAUAACGAGUCGAGUAAUCACGAUUUUGAGUCAUCGUCGCGUGAACCGCUACUACACACCGAAACGUCGAAUAUGCAUUCCCCACCGCCGCGCGACUCCCUGCUGAAUCAUCACGCUCAUCUGAGCCAUCAUCACAACACUACGGAUAGCUUGCUGUCAGCGCGUAUGCGCAACUUUUCCGAAUCGUCACAUGAUAUUGAACAUAACAACAAUUACAAGUACAAAAAUCACAUAAAAGAGCGCUUCAAUCAUGAGCUGCAUGACGAGGAGACAUCCAGCGAACAUUGUCCGGCGCCACCGCUGUUGCAGAGCGAACAUUCGCAUACGCACUCGCUUUCGGAGCACUCGAAGGACGGCACCGAACCGGAAAUAGCCCCCAUCAUGGCGAAGAAGCGCAAGUUAGCCGAAGCGGCGGCGGCGGCAGCGACAGUCGGCGGUGGCGUCAAUAGCAACAGCGCUAUGGACGACUGUGAUACACGCCCUUUGCCGUCUGUGCGCACGCCAACCACCACAAGCACCAACGUCGGCGCCAGUUUGAUGUGCGGACGCGAUGAGAAACCAUUCAGUUUCGCCGAUAUCAAAACUGAAUUGAGUGCACCCGCAACAGGACUGAUAGGCGCCAAAUCACACUUGAGUACAGCUAGCAGCAGUACGCACGUGUCGCCUAAUCUGCAUGCGGCGCGCUCUUUUGCCGUGCCCAUUUUUGCGCUGCAUGGCCAAGGUACCUACUAUGUGCCGCUCAACGUUGACUACAACGUGCUAGUGCCAUUCCUCAAUGGCGCCGAUCUACUCGAGAAAAACUAUGCGUCAAUGCCGGUGGUGCAUCCCGUAAAUAUCAAUGUCAACUUUAUGCCUGCUACAACGUCUUCAUCGUUCCUUGCCGCCGCUGCAACAGCGGCUGCUAUGGCGGCGGGUAAACAACAAUUGCCGCCUAUAAACGGCACCGUCUCCUCAACAGCAGCAGCAGCGGCGGCGGCGGCAGCCACUGCGGUGGCUGCGACCAAAGCCAAAUUGGAGAGUAUCAGUAAUGGCUGGUAAAUACGAUACACGCACGCAAGUACGCACGCAAUAAAUAUUUAAAACAACAUGAACAACAACAGCAAAAGCAACAGCAACAAACGUACGCGAUUUUAGGAAGGAAUGCGGUGCAGCAUCUGCUUGCCAGGCGGCUGGGUGGCUGGCUGGUCUUGAGUCGACUGAGGACGCGGACGCAUUCCACAAUCACUACAACUUAUGUACGACAACAACUACUACAAGGGACAGCACUACCUCAGACAUCUGUGAAAUAAGAUGAAACAAUGAAAGUGACUUUACACCGAGCGUAAGUUAGAGCAGCUAAAAACACCACAAAGUGAGUGAGUGUUCAGCAGCGUUCGAAGUCAAGCAACCGAUCGCAGCGUGGUGCGUCUGUCUACGCCUGAAUGGCAUACAGGGUGCACUAAGUAGCAUGGGAAAUGUACAAUAUGGUUUAUAGUGAGGACUUACGUGGGCGCAAGAAAAACUUGUAUAAACACCCCCAACAAUAGCAACAGCUACAAUAAUUGUGAAACAUUUCUAUUGAAUUUGAAUUAGAAGAAACAACAAAUAGAACAAAUAAAAGGAAAGCAAAAAUUUGAAUAUUUCACCAAGGUUUCGUCUUUUUUAAGAAUGAAGUAGAAACUAAAAACAACCAUAUACAUAUGUACAUAAUAAAUAAAAUAAAAUAAUAUUUAAAUAGUUCACUAUUUGCAAUGUUUUAACUUUGCAAUUACAUAUUUUUUGCUGUGCUCUCUGAGACUGAGACAGCAAUGCGAAUUUACAGAAAGUUUUGCAGAGCUAUAUGAACAUACAUAUGUGUGCAGUAUAUAGUAUGUAUGUAGGAAAUACAUAUGUAUGUAAGUAAGUGUUUAUGUUUCUGUAUAGCCAAGCCAUGUUUGAAAAAUUGUAGCAUCCAAAUAUGUAUAUAUGUCUGUAUUUGCUGUGCGCAUGAAGAGCAACUUAAACAAAAAAUGCUACUAGUCAAAAGCUGCAUAGAAUUAAAACAAAAAUAAAAAUAAAAGUAGAAAAAAAACCGUUUAAAAUAUGUAAUCGCCAUUAAUGAAAUAGUUGAGGAGGCGCAACCACUCAUGGCAGACGCAUAAAUGUGUUUUUAUGUUAGUAUACAUUCAUACAUACAUAUGUAUGUAUAUAUAGAUAGUAAUAAGUACUAUUUGAAAGUCCUAAUUACGUAAGCUUAGAUGUGUACGUACAUAUGUAAUACUAAAGAUAUGCCUACAUAUAUUAUGUACACUAAAUGUAAAUUGAAGAAAUUUAAGUGAAAUUGUAAAAAUUUGUUUAAUGUAAGAUUACCACUAUGGAUUCGUUGAAUUUAUUUGCCAAAUGGAAAAGGAUACGUAAAAAGUGAACUAUUUUCAUAGUACUUGUCUGUUAGGGAAUACAAACAUACAGUAUGUACAUAUGUAUGUAGUAUGUUGAUUUAAAGUGAAUACUUUAUAUAGAUAAAUUAUGUAAUUUAGGCGUUAAAGAGUGCAGAUGUUUUAAAUUGAAUAAAAAAACGCU
Molecule: messenger RNA, 3671 nt
Organism: Rhagoletis zephyria (snowberry fruit fly)
Lineage: Eukaryota; Metazoa; Arthropoda; Insecta; Diptera; Tephritidae
Gene: cwo
Product: transcription factor cwo
Biological process (GO): regulation of DNA-templated transcription
Molecular function (GO): protein dimerization activity; DNA binding
Source: RefSeq, a predicted model, not a curated record